This is a messenger RNA of Calliphora vicina (urban bluebottle blowfly), 6239 nucleotides long. RefSeq names its product LDL receptor related protein 4 (gene Lrp4). Bases 1 to 6198 code for a protein of 2065 amino acids. NCBI's taxonomy places the organism in Eukaryota, Metazoa, Arthropoda, Insecta, Diptera, Calliphoridae. Gene Ontology annotation, molecular function: protein binding; calcium ion binding; hormone binding. Gene Ontology annotation, cellular component: signaling receptor complex; plasma membrane; apical plasma membrane. Gene Ontology annotation, biological process: receptor-mediated endocytosis. The record is from RefSeq and is a predicted model, not a curated record. The transcript has 13 exons.
AUGUCUUCAGAAAAUUUCCUUGGUGAUGAUGGCGAACCCCAUUCAGCAUUGCAUGGCUUCAAUUCAAAAAUAAAAUUUGGUUCAAUAGUUAAAUAUCCGAAAUAUCCGAAACAUGUCCACGGUCCUACAGCCUAUUCGCAUGAACAUGUGGUGGCACAUAAUCCCCAACAGCACCAUCAAUUACGAACGGCUGGUGGUGGUGGUGGCGGAAAUGGCGGCGGUGGAGGCGGAGGCGGUGGAGUUGCUGCCGGCAGUAUUAGUGUAGGAACUGUGGGAAGACAUAAUAAGGUAAACAACAAGCAAAUUAUGAAACAACAAACGCAUCAUAUAAAGGAAUACGAAGAUUUGGAUAUAAAUGUUGAGCACGAUUAUGAGGACUAUCAUGUGCACCCGUCGUACGGACCGCCGCACGAUAUAGACGAAGACUUGUAUGAACCGAUAUUGCCACAAUUUACUCCGGAUAUAGGCAAUGGCCUGAAAGUGGGUAAAAUAAGUGUACCAGGUUCGCGUAGUGGUGGCGGUAGCCGUACUGAUCUCUAUGACGUACGUUAUGGUCAAGUGAGUCCAAGUCGGGAAAUUGCUCGAGGUCGGGAGGGUUUUAUGAAUCUGUUACAUGUUAAGAAUAAAGUAUUUCGCCCGCACAUAAAUCAUAUUACGCUGUAUGAUCGGGAGCAGGAUCGUUUAAGUCAAAGUGAUUCGUUUAGUCAUCACUGUCCGAAUAUGUGUGGUGAGAUGCAGUGGCAGUGCCAGACGAAAUGCAAUUGUAUUCCUUUAGGUGAACGUUGUGAUAAAGUUCCUCAGUGUGAAGAUGGUUCCGAUGAAUGGGAUUGUGAUUCGGUCGAUGAUAUGGUGGCAAAGUUAACAAGAGAGUGUGAGCAGACAGGUUUGCAUAUUAUGUGUCCGAAGACAUUUCGUUGUAUCAACAAAGAUUGGCUGUGUGAUGGUGACGAUGAUUGCGGUGAUUACUCUGAUGAAACGCAAUGUGGUGAGAGAGUUAAUUGUUUGGAAGAUCAGUUUGAGUGUGGCAAUGGCUUUUGUAUACCCAAACCAUGGGUAUGCGAUGGUGAAAAUGAUUGCAAGGAUUUUACAGACGAAGGACAUUGCAAUCGCACCAGAUGUUCCAGUGAGCAUUUUUCCUGCAAUGAUGGUUACUGCAUUUCCAUAGCGUUUCGCUGUGAUGGCGAACAAGAUUGCAGCGACAAUUCUGAUGAAACUAAAUGUCCGGCUGUAAUUAAUAGCUGUCCAGAGGGAGAAUUUAAGUGCAGAGGUGGUUUAGGGGGUGCUGGUGGUCCUGGUGGUAGAUGCAUAUUAACCCGCUUUCGCUGUGAUGGCGACAAUGAUUGUGGUGAUUGGAGUGAUGAGGAGAAUUGUCCCCAAAAACCCUCACAAUGCACUUCCAGUGAAUUUAAAUGUGCCGAUGGCACUUGUAUUCCUAUGCGCUGGAAAUGUGAUAAAGAACAAGAUUGUGAUGGCGGCGAGGAUGAAAAUGAAUGUGGCAAUAUGAAUUCGGCUAUUCUGGCUUCCUGUGGCACUGAUGAGUUUACUUGCAACAAUGGACGGUGUAUUUUGCGUACCUGGCUUUGCGAUGGUUAUCCUGACUGUUCCUCAGCUGAGGAUGAAGUCGAUUGUCAUUUGCAAUGCGACCCUGGUCAGUUUCUUUGUCCGGCCAAAAAGAAUAUCACCAACUUAAAAAUAUGCGUUCACCAAAAACAUGUAUGCGAUGGACAAAAUGACUGUCCCUUGGGUGAAGAUGAAAUUAAUUGUCCCCAUUAUCGUGAAUGCGAGGAGGGCAGCAAAUGUGAACAAUUGUGCAUAACUACUCCUAGAGGUCGCGAAGAAUGUGCUUGCCGUUUGGGUUUCCUCAUGAAUACCAACAAGAAAAAUUGCACCGACAUUGAUGAAUGCCAGUAUUUAACCAAUCCGGUGUGCUCUCAGAAAUGUCUAAACACUCAUGGCUCAUUUAUUUGUUCCUGCGAAAGCGGUUAUGUGCUGCGUCCCGACUUACGGACAUGCAAGGCUUUGGGUGGCGCCAUGACAUUGAUUGUAGCUAAUCGUUGGGAUAUCAGACGUGUAACUCUAAGCAAUAAUCGUUAUGCAGCUGUCGUUAAGGGUCUACACAACGCCAUAGCUUUGGAUUAUCACUAUAAGAAGGGUUUAUUGUUUUGGUCCGAUAUUUCGACAGAUGUUAUUAAAAUGGUUUUUAUAAAUGGUACGCGUGUUAAGGAUUUAAUUAAGUGGGGCCUGGAGUCACCGGGAGGUAUAGCUGUAGACUGGAUACAUGAUUUAUUGUUUUGGACUGAUUCGGGUACUAGAAGAGUAGAGGUUUCUAACUUUGAUGGCACCUUGAGAUCAGUGAUUGUGGCCAAUGAUUUGGAUAAACCUCGAGCUAUUGUUGUACACCCUGGAAAAGCCAUGGUAUUCUGGACUGACUGGGGUCCAAAUCCUAAAAUUGAACGAGCUUAUAUGGAUGGUUCCCAAAGGGAGGUUAUUAUUUCUAAAGGCGUUACUUGGCCAAAUGGCCUCACCAUCGAUUAUCCCAGCCACAAAAUCUACUGGGCUGAUGCCAAACAACAUGCCAUAGAAUGUUCCAACUUGGAUGGUUCUGAACGAGCUAAGAUCCUUAGUACUCAUCUACCUCAUCCCUUUGCUAUGACCAUAUUUGAAGACACCAUGUAUUGGACUGAUUGGAAUACCAAAACCGUAUCGGCAGCUAAUAAAAUAACGGGUAAAGGUUUCCGUUCCAUACACGAAAAUUUCCACUUCCCCAUGGACAUUCAUGCCUAUCAUCCAGCACGCCAGCCAGAAUAUGAGGAUCAUUGUCAGAAGGACAGAAGAGGCCUGAGAGGAGGUUGCUCUCACUUAUGUCUUCCCAAUAAAAAUUCCAGACGCUGUGGUUGUCCCAUAGGUUUAACACUGAAAGAAGAUGCCAAAACCUGCAAAAGCGCACCUGAUGAAUUGAUUUUGGUGGCUCGACGAAAAGAUAUACGUUUAAGACAAUUGAAUGCCAAACCCUCAUCCGCGGCAGAUGUCGACAUGAUUAUACCUUUGGAUAACUUAAAGCAUGCAGUGGCACUGGAUUGGUCCAGUGAUACGGAUACUAUAUUUUGGACAGAUGUCGAAAGGAGUACUAUCAAUAAGGCCCAUCUUAAUGGCAGCUAUCAGCAGAAGGUUAUACACUCCAAUCUAGUGGGUCCGGCUGGCUUGGCUUACGACUGGCUGACUGACAAACUCUACUGGACCGACCAAAUUACAUAUCGCAUAGAAGCUGCCACCACGAAUGGUAAAAUGCGCACUUUAUUGGUGUGGGAAAAUCUGGAAAAGCCUAGAGAUAUUGUCGUCAAUCCCUUGGAUGGUGUGAUGUAUUGGACAGAUUGGGGUAAUCCGGCCAUGAUAGAAACUGCUCAUAUGGAUGGCAAAAAUCGUAAAGUGGUCUUGUCUACCAAUAUCAAAUGGCCCAACGGCUUGGCCAUAGACUACGAUCAACAGAAAUUAUAUUUUGUGGAUGGUGGCACAAAGUCUCUGGAAAAUAUUAAUUUUGAUGGUUCUGGUCGCAAAGUGUUAGUGGGGAGUUUAUCUCAUCCUUUUGGCUUGGAUGUUAGUGGUUCUCGUGUCUACUGGACCGACUGGGACACCAAAUCUGUUUCUAGUGCUGACAAACUGACCGGCAAAGAUAUUACCACCGUUAUAGCCAAUACCAGUGAUCUGAUGGACAUUACCAUUUUCCAUAGAUCGCGCCGUAGGAUACGCAAUGCUUGUGAUAGUGCUAAUGGUGGCUGCUCGCAUUUGUGUCUGCUCAAUCCAUCGGGUUAUGCAUGUGCCUGUCCCGUAGGAGUAGCCGUUAAAGAAGAUGGCCAUACUUGUUCCUCUGGUCCUAGUUCGUAUAUACUGUUUGCACAUCGAGUUGAUAUCAGACAAAUAUCUUUGGAUUUCGAUCAUUUGGUGGAUGUGGUUUUGCCAUUGCCACCAAUUUCAAAUGCGGUUGCUUUGGAUGUGGAUAGAAAGACGGGUAGAAUCUAUUGGUCUGAUACAAUCGAAGAUGUUAUCAUGAGUUCUACACCGGAUGGUUUGGAUGCGAAUCGUGUUAUUUAUGAGACGAUUGAUAAUCCCGAUGGUUUGGUGAUAGACUCAGUGGGUAGAAUGAUCUAUUGGGCUGAUGCUGGUCGUCACACCAUUGAGGUUUCCACUUUAGAUGGCAAACAUCGUCAUCUUAUAGCCUGGAAAGAUUUAGAGGCUCCCCGUGGCUUGGCUUUAGAUUAUGAAGCUGGUUUUCUUUUCUGGACCGAUUGGGGACAUUAUCGCAAAAUAGAGCGCGCCCAUAUGGAUGGUGAAAAUCGGCAACGUAUUGUUUCCUCCAAUUUGGGUUGGCCAAAUGGUUUGUCGUUGGAUUUGAAGACAAAACGUAUCUAUUGGGUGGAUGCCCAAUUGAAAACUAUUGAUUCUUGUGAUUACACCGGCAAUCAUCGCAAAUUGAUUAUGGCUUCGUUGCAACAUCCCUAUGCCUUAGCCUUGACGGAUAAUUAUAUAUAUUGGACCGACUGGAAGUCUAAAGCUUUACAUAUGACUGAUCGCAGCAAUGUUACCGAUCGCAGAGAUGUCAUGACCAAUAUAGAUGGUUUAAUGGACAUCAAAGUUAUAACUACUAACACGACGUUACCUGAAAAUGUGUGCGGCCUCAAUAACGGGGGCUGUUCGCAGCUGUGUCUACGCAAUCCGUCCGGUUUUUCGUGCAAAUGUUCCGUAGGCCUGAAGUUGAGAAAUGGUAGUCUAACGGAAUGUGAAUAUUUACCAGAAGAUUAUCUAUUAAUAGCUUUGCGUUCGGGCAUUGGUAUGAUUUCUCUAACAACACCUGAUCUCAUGGAUGUUGUGCUGCCCAUUAAGGGUGUACAUGGUGCUGUGGUCUUGGACUAUCACUAUCGCAAACAUUGGCUAUAUGUAGCCGAUGUUAAUUUGGAUGUUAUAAGACGCAUCAAUUUAUUGAAUUUGGCCGAUAGCAAGGUUAUUGCAAGUAAUCUUCUGACACCUAAUGGCUUGGCGGUGGAUUGGAUAGCGGACAAUUUGUAUUGGUCCGAUUCAGACCACAAGGUGAUAGAGGUAGCACGUUUGGAUGGCUCAUGCCGCAAGCAAUUGAUAACGGAUGAUUUGGGAGACCCCAGGUCUUUGAUAGUGCAUCCUAAGAAGGGCUAUUUGUUUUGGGCUGACUGGGAGACACCCUCCAGAAUUGAACGCAGCUUACUAGAUGGCUCUAAUCGCACUGUUGUAAUCAGCAAUAAUCUGGGCUUUCCCACGGGCUUAACUUUGGAUUUUGAAAACCGUCGUUUACUUUGGGCUGAUGCUUUGGAAGAUAAUAUUGGCCAAGUCGAUUUCAAUGGCAAACGUCGCACUAUUUUAGUGCCUUUCGCUCCCCAUCCAUUUGGCUUAACUAUGUUCGAAAACAACAUAUAUUGGACUGAUUGGUAUAACAAAUCCGUUUUUCGUGCUUAUCGUAAAGGCUCCAUGGGUUCAAAGUACUCGCAACCGGUGGAAAUUCGAGAUGCCUUAAGUGGUGCUUUGGAUAUAAGAGCCGUGUCACGCAAACGUCAGUCGGAAGACUGGAAUCAAUGUUCCCAAGACAAUGGCGGUUGUACACAUUUGUGUCUUUAUCGUGGCUCAAAUUAUACCUGUGCUUGCCCAGAUCGACCAGAUGGCAGGGAAUGUUUAACCAUACCUCGCUAUUAUAUACCAAGAAGAGGAGGCGACCCCAUAGUCGAAGAUCAGGACGAUGUAACUGAAACGGAUAAUGCUUUAGUCAAUGAUGAUUUCGAUGAUGAUUUUCGUGUGGCCGAUCCAUUGUUGGACAUGAAGUUAAUCAUUGUCAUAGCUACAAUUAUAGCACUGAUAUUCCUAUUCGUAAUGAUAGCUUUGGUAAUAUAUAUGAUCACGCCCAGUAAACAUCCGAAACCCAAAAGACAUUCUAGAGGCUCCAGCCGUUCGGUAUUAACAUUUUCCAAUCCCAACUAUAAUGUAGAUGGCACACCCAUGGAACCCAAAACUACAAUAUGGAAGCGUUUUAAAAAUGAUCGAUCACAUGAACGUGUUUAUGAAGAGCGCAGUUUAACAACGGAAACAGCCUCAUCCAGUCUAUUUGUACCGACACCCUCACCAUCGGCCUCACCAUCAGUCAAUAAAAUACAACUUUCUACUUUAUCAACAAUAGCGUAAAAUUUUUAAACUAAACCCAAAUGGAAGGUAAUCAGCGAAUU